Messenger RNA from Prosopis cineraria, 1506 nucleotides. RefSeq names its product transcription factor bHLH79. Gene Ontology annotation, molecular function: protein dimerization activity; DNA-binding transcription factor activity. The transcript is spliced from 6 exons. Gene Ontology annotation, biological process: regulation of DNA-templated transcription. The record is from RefSeq and is a predicted model, not a curated record. Gene Ontology annotation, cellular component: nucleus. Bases 302 to 1165 code for a protein of 287 amino acids. Lineage: Eukaryota; Viridiplantae; Streptophyta; Magnoliopsida; Fabales; Fabaceae.
GAGAGAGAGAGAGAGAGAGAGAGAGAUCAGAGACUUCUCUGACUCUCACUCUCUUCGUCAUCCAUUAACAGUCUCCAUCUUUCAAACUCCGAUUCUCCUCUCCCUCCUAAUCACAACUUAAAUCAUCUCUUCGCCUCUCUUAACACGCACACGCACACGCUCUCUCUCCCCUCUUUCUCUCUCUGAGCUCCCUCUCUCACCCACCUUGCUCAUCAUACUCAUUACUCAGUCACUUCACUUCUUUCUCCCACAAAUCUCAAUUUUGGAAUUUCCCGUUUUUGAAUGAAUUUCGGUUCUUCCUAUGGAUCCUCCUCUCAUCAACGAGUCUACAUUCUCCUCCGCUAACCCUUCUGCCUAUAGUCUCGCAGAGAUUUGGCCUUUCCCUGGGGACCACCCGGCCGGACCCGGAUUGGGUCUCCGGAUGCCCCAUUUAGGUCACAAUUUCGGCUCCAUUCCCGAUAAUUCCCUCCAUCGAGAUGCCUCCGCAGAGGAGUCCACCGUCACCGAGCAGAGCGGCGGCGGCGCCGCUGCCGCCAGUGGAAAUCAUAGGAAGAGGAAAGAUGCCACCUCUGAGGACGAGUCCUCAAAGAUGGUUUCCAUGACUAGUGCCAGUGAUUUGAAUGAUUCUGGCAAUAAACGGAUAAAAUUAGGAGCAUCCAAGGAUGAAAAUGGUGGUCUGAAGGCUGAAGCAGAAGCAAGUUCAGUAGGUGGUAGCAAGUCAGCUGAACCAAGCAUUAAACCUCCUGAGCCACCUAAGCCGGACUAUAUACAUGUAAGAGCGAGAAGAGGCCAAGCAACUGAUAGCCAUAGUCUUGCAGAAAGAGCAAGAAGGGAAAAGAUCAGCGAGAGGAUGAAGAUUCUUCAAGAUUUGGUCCCUGGAUGUAACAAGGUAAUUGGUAAAGCACUUGUCCUGGAUGAGAUAAUCAAUUAUAUUCAAUCGCUGCAGCGGCAGGUUGAGUUCCUUUCGAUGAAGCUUGAAGCAGUUAAUUCGAGAAUGAACAUGAACCCCACUAUUGAAGGGUUCCCUUCAAAAGAUCUUGGUGCUCAGGCAUUUGAUGUUGCUGGAAUGAUAUUUGGAUCACAAUCAGGCAGGACGUAUGCUCAGGGAACACAACUCGGAUGGCUGCAUAUGCAGAUAGGUGGUGGUUUCGAGAGAGCAACAUAGUUCAAGGAGAUUGGUUGCUUAGCAUAUGUUCAUUUAACAACCUAGUCAAUUGGUAUAGAAUGUAUUUGGUCAGUGUGUCUCUUGUUAUUAUAUGGUAUCAUUAGUAGGAAGUGUUUGUAAUCUCCAUGUGCGUCAUCUGACACAGCAUAUUGUGCUUCACCAUGCUUGCCACCAGAAACAAUCUUCGUGUGGUUUUCGUUUUAAAACUAUGCUGCUAUAGUGUUCCUUUCACUUGAUUUGUUUUCUUUGUGGCACAAAUCGUAUUUAUCAUCAGCUUUUGUAUGUGUCUAUCCAGUGGAAACUAAUAUGAGCAUUACAAGUUAGUGAAUUAUUGUAACUAA